This is a messenger RNA of Vicia villosa (hairy vetch), 2637 nucleotides long. Its product is annotated as gamma carbonic anhydrase 2, mitochondrial-like. The record is from RefSeq and is a predicted model, not a curated record. Lineage: Eukaryota; Viridiplantae; Streptophyta; Magnoliopsida; Fabales; Fabaceae. The coding region runs from base 1684 to 2331 and encodes 215 amino acids. The transcript has 10 exons.
AAUUAUAUUUUUUUCUUCAAAUUCGUUCAUCUUGUUCUUUCUCCCAACUUCCCAAUUCUUUCUCCCAACUUCCCAAUCGAAGAAAUCAAUUUGAAACCCUAAAUCCCUAAAUUCCUCCACUGCGAUGUCGCUCUCCUACUCCAACUUCUUCCUCGAUGAUAUCUCUAUACAACGUGGAAACCUCCAACAUCUUAUCCGGAGAUUUGCCGGCGGAAAGCUUCUCUGAUGUCGAUUUGUCUCCGCCGUCGGAGGAAGCGUUCGAGUGGCCGAAAUCUACGGGCUUAAUGUACUUGCAGAAAGUAUCCAGGACGAUUCAGAAAUCAUCAGUCGUUAUCUUGUGCUUGUAAGGGAUCCAAUAAUUCCAACAGCCAAUAAGCCUUUUAAGGUCUUGGGGUUCUGUUUAAGGUUUUGGCCAUAUUUGCAUCGAGGGACAUAAAUUUAUCCAAGGUAUAUCUCAGUUUGUUAGUCUAACUCAAUAGAUGAUGAUUAAAAGACUAUUAACAAUAUGUGCUACGGAAUCAUAUUGAAAGUCGUCCUCAAAGAAAUCAUCCACUAAGAGUUGUCGAUGAUUCCAACACUGGCAUUGCCAAGUGAGUUAUGUUUUUAACAUUACAUUGUGUUUCUAAGAUGCAAGCAUUGAAAUAGUAUAUUUUUUUUAUUCGACAUUGAGUUAGGUACUUUGAUUACCUUUUCUAUAUUGACUUUGAAGCGUCCAUGACUGAGCCUCGGCGCAAACCGAAUUAGAACAUCUGCAGGAAUUUGCCACAUUUCUUAGAGUGCUUGGGACCAAAUUUAGGUUUGUUUAUUCCAUAUGAAAAGAAAAAGACAAUUACACGAGUUCAAGACGCAAGACAGAAUAAUGAAAAGGUCCUUGCUCCAUCAUUCCCGGAUGGUCGUCUUAGAGAACAGUGGUAAUCUUGAAAAAGGCAUUCAAGCUCUUGCUCAGAGUUUUCCUUGGAAGAAUAUGAACAAAGACAUAGAUGUUAUGUCCAAAUCAUAGCAAAAUAUCCAACUGAAUGCUGAUGCUACUGCAUUUUCAGGACUUGGUUCUUCUUUUCUUAACAUCUGAUAAGUACAAAUCAGACUACUUAUGAGAACUUCAUAUAUCGAUAUGAUCGUCGGGAAAACCCGUAUAACAAAGGUGUGUUGAAUAAUUUCCAAGAGAUAUUCUGCAUCAGCAUUACCCCCUCAAAGAACCAUUUCAGGGCAACAGUGCCAAACGAGCCAACAUUACCUGCUCGAUCAGUAGGUGGAGGAUAUAUGAACCAAACUUUGGAGAAUAUCCUGAAAGCUUAAAGUGGUAUGUGCAAGUAGAAUUGGUUCAUUCCCGGUAUGACCAUAUCACACGAUGGUAGCCACAUCGGAUGCCCCUCAAAAGCUAUGAAUGAUAGACAUGGAACUGUGGAUAUACUACACUAAAAUGGUGUAAAGUAUUAAUCAAGCUUCAUGAAUGCUUAAUUCAGAUAUUGCUUUGGUGGGGAAUUUUUGUGGCAUCUACACCUGUACUGAAGGAAGCUGAAUGGCUAGUAAUCAUUGGACCGAUCUUUCUUACACUGUUGCUUCUUUUCAUCAGUGGCAUUCCACUGCUCGAGGAAUCAGCAGAUAAGAAGUUUGGAAACGUGGAGGGGUAUAGGGUAUACAAACAAAAAACCAGCCCUUUAAUCCCACUGCCACCAGGAGUCUAUGGAAAGUUACCUUCAUGGUUCAAAUCAGCUUUUCUCUUUGAAUUUCCACUCUACAGUCGUAAUUUUCCCUCGGAAGAACAAAUUUGGUGACGUCAACAACAUUAGUGUUGGAAGCGGAACCAACAUUCAGGAUAACUCCUUGGUGCACGUUGCUAAGUCAAAUUUAAGUGGGAAGGUGUUGCCUACUAUUAUUGGGGAUAAUGUUACUGUAGGUCAUAGUUCGGUUUUACAUGGUUGCACUGUUGAGGAUGAGGCUUUUGUUGGUAUGGGUUCUACACUACUUGAUGGUGUUGUUGUUGAGAAACAUGCUAUGGUUGCUGCUGGUGCCCUUGUGAAACAGAAUUCAAGGAUUCCAUCUGGAGAGGUUUGGGCAGGAAAUCCAGCAAAAUUCCUGAGGAAGCUUACUGCUGAAGAGAUAUCAUUUAUCUCUCAGUCAGCUCUCAAUUACAGUAACCUUGCACAGGUCCAUGCAUCUGAAAAUGCCAAGCCUUAUGAUGAAAUUGAGUUUGAGAAGGCUCUCCGAAAGAAGUUUGCGCGGAAAGACGAAGAGUAUGACUCAAUGCUGGGCGUUGUUCGUGAAGUCCCACCUGAGCUCAUUCUUCCAGAUAAUGUCCUACCAAAACAAGCAAAGGUUUCUACACAAUGAGAUUUUUAAAGAAAAGCAUCUUCAAUUCCAAUCUUGAAAAAAUGACAUCAAGCAAUAUACUUAUUUUGUUCAAAUUCAUGAAAGGGGGAUUUUUUUUUCCCCAAUAAUAACAAACAUGUCCCGGGCUAGGGUAUGACUCCUUUUCAGAUUAACGAAUCAAUUGUUCCAUAAUGUUUCAAGUUGGUAUCUUCUUUGGAAAAGGAAAGUACCCUUCGUGUAUGUGGAUCUUUUUAGUGUUUGAUGUAUCCAAUGCAUGUGAGUUUCACAUGAAUAUUUGAUUAUUCAAUGAUAUUUAUGUUUGAGACA